This is a messenger RNA of Penicillium waksmanii, 873 nucleotides long. Its product is annotated as ESCRT-II subunit protein SNF8. Gene Ontology annotation, cellular component: ESCRT II complex. The record is from RefSeq and is a predicted model, not a curated record. Lineage: Eukaryota; Fungi; Ascomycota; Eurotiomycetes; Eurotiales; Aspergillaceae. Gene Ontology annotation, biological process: protein transport to vacuole involved in ubiquitin-dependent protein catabolic process via the multivesicular body sorting pathway. The transcript is spliced from 2 exons. Bases 1 to 873 code for a protein of 290 amino acids.
AUGACCUCAUUCAACCCGGGCUGCAGUAGGAAGGACCCCGCGUGUCUCCGCAACUGGCAACAACAACACUUCUAUCUGGUCACCAGCAUGUCUCGUCGUGGUGUUGGGCUCGGUGCCUUUGCCAAUAGAACCCAGGCAACUCAAUCCUAUGCCACCCAUGGCGCCAACCUUCGUUCCACCCAUCUGUCCUCCCUCCAAACCCAGCUCUCGGUCUUCCAAUCGUUGCUCCAUACCUUUGCCCUAGAGCAUAGUUCCACAAUCAAGUCCAACCCAACGUUUCGCGCUGAAUUCGCGCGCAUGUGUAAUACGAUAGGCGUGGAUCCACUAGCCGCCAGCAAUGUUAAGGGCAAGAACAGUCGCCGAGGGUUAGGAGAAGGAGGCAGCUUCUGGACCCAGAUCAUGGGCGGGGAUAUGAAUGACUUCUAUUUCGAAGUUGCCGUGCGAGUUGUGGAACUCUGCCGGGAAACAAGAGCCGAGAAUGGCGGACUCAUUGGUGUGGAAGAAUGCCGGAACCGGGUAGGUAAGGGGAAAGCAAUUGGAAGUGGGCUGGAGGUUUCAGAAGAUGAUAUCCUUCGGGCUGUUCGCUCCCUUGAACCUUUAGCGUCGGGCUUCUCUAUCGUCCGCGUCGGAUCUAAACAAUAUAUUCGAUCGAUUCCGAAGGAGUUGAAUACCGAUCAGGCCACGGUACUUGAAGCUAUUCAGGUCCUGGGCUAUGUCAGCGUUUCAAUGCUGCGACUUAAUCUCAAGUGGGAAAAGGCUCGCGCACAAACCGUGAUCGACGAUCUUGUUGCGGACGGUCUCGUUUGGGUGGAUGCUCAGGGACCGGAGAAAGAGUACUGGUCGCCGCAGAACCUCUUGGAUGACAGUGGAUGA